Chilo suppressalis (striped riceborer) is the source of this 3075-nucleotide messenger RNA. NCBI's taxonomy places the organism in Eukaryota, Metazoa, Arthropoda, Insecta, Lepidoptera, Crambidae. The record is from the annotation of a GenBank genome assembly.
AUGGAGAACAGCUCUCAUUCUAUGCCCAACAUGAGAAAGAACGUGAAUAACGUUAAAGACGCAGACUCGCGCAAGCUCUACAGUUUAUCGCUAUCGGAGAUCAGGAAGCACUCCAAUUAUGCUGAAUAUAAUCACAAGCCAUCACCGUUUAAUCUUCGAUGGAUCAACGGUUACAACGCGAAGGUGGGCGUGAUCAAUCUCAACGUAAACGGCAGCACCACCGCCUUCUACGCGGCCUGCAACUGCGCAGUGCUCUACAACUGGACCACCAACCAGAUGCGGAUACUGCAAGGACAUCGGCAUGCGGUAGCGUUCUUAGCAUCAGACAGCAAGGGCAAGUGGCUGGUGACAGCGGACUCUGGUCCCGAAAACAUCGUUAUCAUUUGGGACAGUAGGGACUACUUCCCACAGAGAACGCUGUUUUCGCCCCACAAGGAGACAAGACUGGCCAAGGUUGCUCUCAGUGCCGACGCCAAGUACCUCCUCACGCUGGGGUACAAGGGCAAAGCGGCCGUUUACUGGUGGAUCUGGUCGGAACCUCUGGAGGAACCACAUGCCAAGUUGCAUGUCGAUAUACCCCGAGACUCAGUCGUGGCGAUGGGAUUCAACCCUUACGAUUCUAAACAGUUUCUCCUGAUGACAAAACAAGAAAUUUGGAUUGGCAUAUCACGUAAAGUGUUCGUGUUCGAGCGAGGUUUAUGGAAAGAGACUGAUGAGUACGAGCUCAAAAUCAGAUGCCCUGAGAAGAACGUGGGGCCAGAAGUGGGCAGAAUGACUUGCUACACCUUCGUGGAGGAUACUGCGCAAGUACUCGUGGCCACGAGCAGAGGCAAUGUCAUCGUCUAUGGACACACCAUAGAACACAGGAAGCGUGUCGAAGACACCAACUAUGAAAACUUGAGAUACGUCAAAGUAGUAAAAAUUGAGAAGGAGAAAAUCAAUGUCAUCAAGAACGUAGAUGGGUUAAUAGUAACUGGCAACAAGGUCGGGGAGAUCCACUUCUACGACGACCAGCUGAAGCUGCUGUACUGGAUACAUGGCUUCGCUGUGGACAGCGUGCGCGGUCUCAGCUUCAACAUCGCGCCCCGUAGCUACCAAAUAUUCGACCCUCAGUGCAAAAAGAUGUGUCCUUGUUGGGAAAAGAUAGUGACGGAAGUCGACCCGGAGACAAAAGCCCUCAAACAAAAGCUUCUCAAGACGAAAAUUCCCAGUGACGCCACCACCGAGGGAAAACCAUUGGUCGUGCGAGAUUUUAUUGUUUGUACACACAAACAAGGAGUGGGAUUUGUCGACUAUGCGGUAGAAAAGUUUCACCCCAUCAUUGAGAACAAACCAUCGCAUGCCCUCUCGCUCUCGGUGCACCCUGAAAAGCCUUUUGUAUGCAUCGGGUACGCCAACGGCACGGUGGAGCUGUUCAACUUCCUGCAGCACAAGGUGUUCAUGCGGCUGGAGCUGCGCGAGCGGUACAAGGUGGUGGUGCCGCCCAGGGACGACUCCAUCAAGGGCGACUGCGAGGUCACCACGCCCGACCUCUCCGUCACCUGCCUCCAAUAUUCACCUUCAGGCUUACACCUGGCAUGCGGGCUGAACUCUGGCGAGCUGAUAUUCCUCGACCCCACCACCAUAGCGAUCCUCAACGAAACACCGUACCGUGACUCCUCGUACGAAAUUAAACUCAUCGAUUUCAGCUACGAUUCGCUCACCAUGGCAUACUCCGAUGCAGGUCGAACGGUCUGCGUGUACAAAUACGAGUGCGAUUCGCUGAGAUGGCAGUUUGUGGGCAAACACCGUGCGCACUACAAGGACAUCACGGCGCUGUUGUUCCUGCCUCAGAAGAACCCCGACGGAGAGUACAAGCUACUGUCGCUGGGCGCCGACCGGAUCAUGGUGGAGUACGAUAUCGGUAGAAGCGCCGAUGAUUACCUGGAGGUGGCGAGCUUGGACCGCGUGGAGCAGACCGCAGUCCCGCUCACUGCCAUAGCGUGGCUGCCACCCUCGCACUCUUUAGACCCCGACACGCACCAUACGAAUCUACCAACAAUACUCAUUGCCAACGACGAGCACAAGUACAAAUUGAUGAAUUACGAGACGACCAUGACCGUAGCGACAGUGCUGGGCCCCCGCUAUGAGUACCCGGUGUGUUGGCUGAAGCUGGUGCGUGCACCGGGCGAGGGGGAAGGCGGACAAUACCUGGUCUUCGCCACCAAUAACGUGAUAGGGCUGCAGAAACUGCCCCUCGACGGGAACCCGUGGAAACAUGUCGGACUCAUCGGACAUCCACUGCAGAUUAUCGGUAUGAGUUUCCGGGAGGACAGAAGCACACUUUUCACCAUCGGAGCGAAGGACAGCUGCAUGUGCCAGUGGGCCGCCAACUACAGAUCAGUAGAAAUGACUACAAAGCGAGGAGGAGUCGACUUGGAUCCCUACUACUGUCUGAUCGAAAACGGACGCCCUGGCUGGCUGUUCCAAGAGAUCCGGGACCUGUUCUACUAUAUCCAGAUCCUGUGUCAAGGCACUUUCUCGCCGGCGAUGCGGCGCGUCAAAGACUUCAUUCCAGUCGACUCGCUGCCAGAUCUAAUGAGGGUUUUGGGGUUUUUUCCUACUGAAUACGAGGUAGAGAAUCUCUUAACUGAGGCUAAAUACAAAGUGUACCAGAAGCAGCCUUCAUCGGAGGUGGAUUUCGAGGAGUUCGUGAAGUUGUAUCUGAACCAUCGGCCGGCGUUCGGCGACAGUUAUGCGCGCAUACGCAGCGCUUUCCACCACUUUGCUCUGGAACGGGAGAACCAUGUGAUGACGCGCGACGAAUUCAUCGACGUUCUAUCCAAUUAUGGCGAAUGUUUCUCUCAAUCCUUGUCGUGGUAUCUGCUGUCUAUACUGUCGGGGCACAGCUUUGAGGACAGAGCCUCUAUGACUGAGGGCGAUUUUUCUUUUCUUCCUGAGGAUAUAACAUUGAGUGACUUCACUACAACCAUCAUAGGCAUACAAGACCUGGACAAUCUAUCAGAGCAGUACUCAAUCAAAGACUCCUAUGGAUCACAGCAGACAGGGUCUUCUAUGGACUCAGACGAUAAAUAA